AUGACAGCAUUAGUGGUGCUGAUAAAAAUCUGAGCGUGUGCUGGAACAGAGCCUUGAGUCAAACACAGAAGAGCGUCUCCAUAAAAACAUGCGUGGACUAUGCGCAAGAUGCGAGUUACUUCUCCGGAUCGAGGCGCGGAGGAUGCGAGGCACCGGGACGCACAGUUAGCCUUAGUUGGAUGCUAGGACUUGGCUCAGAAUGGAGGACUACAACCAGACAUCCAACCCUUACACCUUCACCCCCGGCCACCGGGGAAACACGUCCAGCAUGGAGCCGCUGCCCUUCAACGUGGUCACGGCGGUCAUCUACAUCGUGGUCUUCAUUGUGGGGAUUCUGGGGAACUCCCUGGCGAUCUUCGUCAUGCUCCGCUACGCCAAGAUGAAAACAGUGACCAACAUCUUCAUCCUCAACUUAGCCUUGGCGGACGAGCUCUACAUACUGGGGAUCCCCUUCCUCGGUACCAAUAGCUCUCUGUCUUACUGGCCGUACGGGAACUUCUUCUGCAAAGUGUGCAUGACCGCCGACGCCAUGAGCCAGUUCACCUCCACCUUUUGUCUGACGGCCAUGAGCAUUGACCGCUACCUGGCCGUGGUUCACCCGAUCCGGAGCGCCAACUGGAGGAAACCCCAGGUGGUGAAGGUUUUCAGUGCCAUGAUUUGGAUUGUUUCCUUUCUGGUGGUGCUGCCGGUCAGCAUGUACUCGCAUGUCCAAGAGGAGCUGAACACAUGUAACCUGAGCUGGCCGCCGCCUGAGAACACCUGGGCCAUCGCCUUCAUCCUCUACACCUCCAUCCUGGGAUUCUUCGCUCCUCUGAUCGUCAUCUCCAUCUGCUACCUGCUUAUCGUCAUCAGGGUGAGGUCGGCAGGCAUGCGAGCAGGGAUAACCAAGCGGCGAAAGUCCGAGCGAAAGGUGACCCGCAUGGUGAUCAUCAUCGUGCUGGUCUUCAUACUGUGUUGGCUGCCCUUCUACGUCACCAACAUCGUCAACCUGUUUUACAUCAUCCCAGAAGACAACGCCACCGCUGCGGUGUAUUUCACCCUGGUCAUCCUCACCUACGUGAACUCCUGUGCCAACCCGAUUCUCUAUGGCAUGCUCACGGACAAAUUCAGGCUCCGCUUGGAAACCGUCCUCUGCCUUCACAGGUCCAAGAGUCUGAAACAGAUGGAUGCUAAACAGGCACAGACGGGGCCCAAGGAAAACCAAGGGCUGGUCAGAAAUCCGAAGUCAAAUGGACAAACCACGCAGAGUUUCCACAGAGUCUCAGCUGAGCUCAUCCAGAACCACGAAGGUGAAGCUUCAGAGAAAGAGAUGAACGGUCAGACAUGGCUGUGAAUGUUGAAGAUCCUCUGUCGCUGACUGUGCACCUGCCUGAGGACAACAUUUGGCUUGACUCUCCUGCUGUUUCAGCAUGACACGCUAACAAAACAGUUGAGCUAAACUAAACUACUAAACUUGUUUGAUUUGGACUAUAUUAUACUAUAUUAUCUCGUAUCUGCUCGACAGGUGAAGCCUGGAAUCCAAUUUGGAAUUCAGUUCUUGAUGUCCUUGUGUGUCUAAUGUCUAAUGUCUAAUGACAGAUGUGUGACCUCCCAAUUCCCAGUGACAUCUGAUCAUGACAUGACAUGUUCUUCUGUGUGAUCACAGAUACUGCUCCUCAGUAUGGCCCUCUAGUCAUUAAAAGCUAAGACAAAUUCUCUUCUCCAUUCUCUUCCCUUACGUGUGAUCGAGAAGCACUUUAGCUUAUUGGCAGAGAGAGUGGAGCUCAACAUCUGCAUUCCUUCCUUUAUCACGCGUUCACCUGAGCUCCAACUGAAGUUCCUUUUCCGUAAUUGAGUUUAACCAACAGCGCAGUGAACAGAAGUGCACCUGCAUUCAAAUUUGAAAGUGGACACUUGAUUUGUUUUUUCCUUAUGGUGCUCCAUAAAUGACAUGUCAUAUGUGUGUUAUGGAUCCUUAGAUUUUGUAUCAUGAACAUCCAAACUUUUUGAAAAUGUGUGUGGAAAAAAACUCAUUAUUUAAUGGUAGAUAUUGCCGCAUUGUAUGUCAUAUAUAUUGUCAUGAACAAAAUCUGACCAAUAACUUGUGAAAUUUCUUGCCAGUACAAAUCAGAAAGUGCAUAUGUGUGAAGACUUGUUGUUUGUAUGUUUGUUUUCACAGAGAGACAGAAAAUGUCUUCAGUAUUCAACUGCUAAACAGGAUGUCAUCAAAUUUUAAUGCCAAACUGUUUAGAGGCAAGAUCACAACCUGCGUAGUUUGCUUAAAAUCUUGCCUAAUACUGGUAAAUAAACAAUAACGUCUGGACAUUUUGUAUCAUAUGCUCACCAGCUACCGAGUGCCAACUUGGUUCGCACAGUCAUGUGAACAAUGUGAGCAUUUUAAAGGCUGUGACUCCUGGAAUAUAUGAUUCAUAACAUGAGUUAACUGCUGUUCGUCGCCCACCAUCAGUUGAGUUAUUGUCAGUGUUGCUUGUUCACCCUGUUUUUACAUUGUAAACCUUGCAAAUAAACACUUGUCCCCUUCUCGCUCAACGGUCGAUAACGGUUGAUACUGCGUCUGUAGCCACUUCAGUUCCCCAUCUGAACCUAACACUGAGUCCAUUCUCCAGGUGUGUUUACAUUCAACAUGCUAUCAUGGAGGACGUGAGGGUAGAAAACACACCCGUCUUUUGGUUGUUUUGAUGCACUCACUCUACCUUUGUAGCUCAAUGUCAAGUGACAGGGCUUUUUAUUGAAUCUGGAUGACAGAUGCCACUUGACUCGCCGCUGAGUCGUCGCUAAUGUAUUGAUUUCUGCGCAGAACAGAGAUGAGCUGGAUGAAGUGGACACUGCAUCAUAGCUUCCUGGUAGAUUGGAUUAAAGGGUUUCAGUCUUAAGUGCUGCUUCUUACUGGAUCAUCCGUAGAGGUUCAUCGUGGUCAGGAGGAUUUGUACUUU
Molecule: messenger RNA, 2933 nt
Organism: Synchiropus splendidus (mandarinfish)
Lineage: Eukaryota; Metazoa; Chordata; Actinopteri; Syngnathiformes; Callionymidae
Product: somatostatin receptor type 5-like
Exons: 4
Coding region: 200-1333 (377 amino acids)
Biological process (GO): regulation of insulin secretion; cellular response to glucocorticoid stimulus; neuropeptide signaling pathway
Cellular component (GO): neuron projection; membrane
Molecular function (GO): neuropeptide binding; somatostatin receptor activity
Source: RefSeq, a predicted model, not a curated record